This is a messenger RNA of Camelus dromedarius (Arabian camel), 1217 nucleotides long. RefSeq names its product allantoicase (gene ALLC). Gene Ontology annotation, biological process: allantoin catabolic process. The record is from RefSeq and is a predicted model, not a curated record. The coding region runs from base 1 to 1113 and encodes 370 amino acids. NCBI's taxonomy places the organism in Eukaryota, Metazoa, Chordata, Mammalia, Artiodactyla, Camelidae. The transcript is spliced from 10 exons. Gene Ontology annotation, molecular function: allantoicase activity.
AUGGCCUUGCCGGAGAGGGACAGCACACGCUUUAAAGAGCACGCGGACACCGAGUUCGGGAGGUGGGGGGACGGAUGGCAGACCAGAAGGAAGAGGAGCCCAGGUCACGACUGGUGCGUCAUCAGGCUGGGAGUUCAGGGGCUCAUCCGGGGCUUCAAUGUGGACACUUCUUACUUCGUGGGAGAUCACGCCCCUCGAGUGUCGAUUCAGGCAGCAAACUACGAAGAAGAUAAACAACCAGAAAUCCCUCAACGAGAAGUCAGAACGGGAGCUGCGGCCACCCCUGAGGAGUUUGAAGCCAUUGCUGAGCUGAAGUCCAGCGACUGGAAUCACUUGGUUCCCAUGACAGAGCUUGAACCAGGAACUCCGGCUUCCAGCCACAACUACUUUCCGGUCAGUUCCCAGCAGAGGUGGACUCACGUCCGACUCAACAUCUUCCCGGAUGGUGGAAUUGCACGCCUUAGGGUAUACGGUACUGGACAGAAAGACUGGACCGCGAGUGAUCCCACAGAGCCGUCAGACCUCGUGACCAUUGCUUACGGGGGUGCCUGUGUAGGAUUCAGCAAUGCACAUUUUGGGCACCCAAACAACAUAAUAGGAGUGGGCCAGGCCAAGUCCAUGGCCGACGGCUGGGAGACCGCCCGGAGGCUGGACAGGCCGCCCGUCCUGGAGAGUGAUGAGAAUGGUGUCCUUCUGGUGCCGGGUUGUGAGUGGGCAGUUUUCCGACUGGCCCAUCCUGGAAUAAUAACUCAAAUUGAAAUCGAUACGAAACUUUUCAAAGGCAAUUCUCCCGACAGCUGUAAGCUGGACGGCUGCAUCCUGACGACCCAGGAGGAAGAAGACAUGGUCAGGCAGAACUGGGAUCUCCCCGGCCACAAGUGGAAACCCCUGCUUCUGGUCACAAAGCUGAACCCGGACGAGACCCACCUGUUGGACAGCCUCACACCGGAGCUGCAGGAUGUCAUCACCCACGUGAGGUUCACCAUCACCCCGGAUGGGGGCGUGAGACGCCUGCGGCUCAGGGGCUUCCCCAGCUCCAUCUGCCUCCUCCGGCCGCGGGAGAAACCCGCGAUGAGGUUCUCGGUUAAGGCGGGCUUCAGGUCCAACCUGUAGCCCACACGGAACCGUGGUGGCUCCACGACGCUCAGUCCUGCUCUCCAAGUGUUUUCAACACCCAACCCCUAGAAGUUCCUAGCAACUAACCUUGUGACGAUCAA